Molecule: messenger RNA, 294 nt
Organism: Iphiclides podalirius (scarce swallowtail)
Lineage: Eukaryota; Metazoa; Arthropoda; Insecta; Lepidoptera; Papilionidae
Source: the annotation of a GenBank genome assembly
AUGAAGCGGGCCCCUGCGUCGGUGGGCGAGCGUCUCAAGUUCUCCACCGCGGUGCGAUAUCGAAAGCGUCGAACGGAAGACGGGGAGCUAUGCGCGCAUCUCGCCGCUGCCGCCGCAUCCCGUUUCGCUUGGUCCGUCCUCCAAUCGCCUCCGACCUCCGAACCGAGAGGGUCCCGCCGCCUCUGUCCUCCUCAGUCGUACUCUGCGCGUCGCAGCGGCCGCACGUGCGCUCACAACGCGCGCACCGCUCGAGCUUUCGAUUCUUACCUGUGGAUUGUCAGUGACAUGUGCCGU